Protobothrops mucrosquamatus (brown spotted pit viper) is the source of this 356-nucleotide messenger RNA. RefSeq names its product protein ecdysoneless homolog. The transcript has 3 exons. The annotation marks the transcript as partial. NCBI's taxonomy places the organism in Eukaryota, Metazoa, Chordata, Lepidosauria, Squamata, Viperidae. Gene Ontology annotation, cellular component: nucleus. The record is from RefSeq and is a predicted model, not a curated record.
UUCAGUUGCUGUGAGCCCAGGGGAAAAAAUUAUGACAAUCUUAAAAAAAAAUUCCUUUAAUUUGGAGGAUUUGAAAAAGAGCUCAGACAUUCUACCUCCAGAGGAUGAUGACAGUUGGCUGGAGAUUUCUCCAGAUGCUCUCGAUCAGAUUCUUAAGGAGACAUCUGGCACAAAUAAAUCUGCUUCUGCCUCAGAGGAAAAGCAGAACUAUGACUUGACUGAGGUUGCUGAAAGCAUGAAGGCUUUUAUAUCCAAAGUCUCAACAUACAAAGGAGCAGAAACACCAUGGUCUUCUGCUGAGGGACCUGUCAGUUUUGAUGUUGACUCAUUCACAGAGGCUUUGGAUAAAAUCCUGG